GAUCCAACUAUUAAUAUUUUUCAAGUCUCCUAUACAGGUAAUGCAAAUCAAGUAGGUCAAAAUUUAUUUUGUUUUGCUGGUGUUGAUUCAAUUGGUAAUCAAGGGGAUUCAAAUUGUCUCCGUUUUACAGUACAAUUAGCUUCUGAUAGUCGUAAUACUCUCUAUGUUAACAAUGCAACUCAUUUUCCAAUGGGUCUUGUAUCAAAAUAUCAAUCAAAUUGGACAUUACUCUAUCCAACAACAACAACAUUUGUACGACCAAGUACUGAUGCAUAUAUUCGUUUUAAAAUCACUUCGACUCAACAAGACUUUGUUACAUAUAAUGUAGUAAAACAAACAACCAAUGUGAUUUAUCUUUCAGAUCGUUUGAUUAUAUUAUCAAAUGUUGUUUUUAGUCCUGGACAAAAUUAUUAUAUUUCAAUAGAUCCAGGUGUAUUUUUACCUAUAGCAACUUGUUUACGAGAUUCAAUGGGUAUAACAGAUAAGACUUUUUGGCCAUUUAAUACAGCAUCUGAACCAAAUACAACAGUAACAACAAGUACUACAUCACAGUCAUCAACAACAACUUUAGUAAAUCGAACAGUACCAACAUUACGAACAAUUACAACUCAAGUUACACAAACAACACAAACGAAAACAACGACUCGUGUAACUACAGCAACAAGUUUAUCAACAACAACAAAACAAAUUCAUUUUACAUCGCCAUUUCCCGUCAGUGGUGUCGUUGGUAUUUUAAUUGGUUCAUUAAUACUAAUUAUGCUGAUUAGCUUUGUGAUUAUCCAAUGCAAGAGACGUGCUCCAACUAAUCUAUCUACCGAAUCUAAGAUAACACCAACAAAGAAAAAAUCCAUGGCCGACAUUUUUCACCAAUAUCGAAUAGCCACUCGUAAAAAUACUCAAGCAGCUCGUCGAUCUGUUGCUUACAUAACGAACACUUCUUUAUCAUUCGGUUCAGACACUCAGCAAACUCUCGUUUCUAUCGAAUGUUAG
Rotaria sp. Silwood1 is the source of this 990-nucleotide messenger RNA. The record is from the annotation of a GenBank genome assembly. Lineage: Eukaryota; Metazoa; Rotifera; Eurotatoria; Philodinida; Philodinidae.